Molecule: messenger RNA, 1968 nt
Organism: Symbiodinium natans
Lineage: Eukaryota; Dinophyceae; Suessiales; Symbiodiniaceae
Source: the annotation of a GenBank genome assembly
AUGCCGCAGGUUGGUUCCCGCCUUCCUGAACGGAUCCGCAAAUACAAUGCCGCAGGUUGGUUCCCAGCCUUUCGUAGGUUCUUCCUGCAGCAUAGCCUCGAUGACGGAUGGCAGCUAGCGCCAGUGCCAUGCCCGUGCAGCGCUUGGAAGCACAUGCCCAAUGUUCAGCGUGUUUUUGCAGCCUUGGUACUUGCUUCUCGCGUCACAUCGGCCAUUAAAGAGCAGCUGCUGUCGGGCUGUUUGUUCUUCGCUGCCACAAAUGGCAACUGCUCUGAUUUGAUUGCUGGAGGGCUGACUAUUCAAGAUGAACUGGAUGUGGCAUUUACUCUGUGCGAAGGAUCACAGAUUCAGGAGGUGGUGAACGGCUUCGCUGUCACGCUGAGGCUUUUUGUUUCUCCUGAUGGCAUAUUCUAUGCUCAUGCAGCAACACUACGUCCUGGACGCCAAGUGCUGCAUUUUCAAACGAAUUACUUGCGUUUUCAGUGGCAAGCUGCUGGGAAGGAAGUGUCAUGGAAUGCAAGACACUUCGGUACUGUUGCCGUAUUUGGUCAGGCAUGUGGCAACAAAGACACCAUGUCCUGGCCACAACAUGAGUGGCACGUUCCACGUCUCAGAGUGCGACCUCAGGGCUGCUUCCCAACACCAAUUGCCCAGCAUUGUUGUCAUCCCAUUCGUCCGCAGUGCUGGGGUUACAAUCAGCUGCUGACGUUUGCUUGCUGCGCAGUACCUUACGAACCAGCCUUCACCUCCACCUGUUUGGUGUCGAACCCCGUGUACCCUAACAGGAACCAAGACUGCCGAGGUCAACCUCUCAAUUUUUUUCGGGCAUUUCACCAGGGGAAUGAGCUCAGAUUCGUUGUUGCAGGAAGGAUAGUCAAGGCUUCGGACGUCAACGCUUCUUUGGCAACGGGCUGCCUUCUUCAGAGUGUGGUGUAUCUUUUUCAUGAGCUCCACCAUCUCAGCCACAACGGAGAGUGGCUACAAGCAAUCCCUGUGCAGCAGCUGGUGGACUACGUGCGCUUGUUCCAGGAACUCUUGGGGAGCUGCGAUUUGGAGUCGCAGAUGUUCUUUCGCCUGACUGGGCUGCUUCCGCAGCAGAUGCGAUACCUGGUAUGGUUGUCAACUGGGAGGCGCUAUCACUGGUUGCUGGAUGACUUGUCGCUGCGGGAUCGGCCCAUGAUCGUGGACGUGGGUGCAGCUGGUGGAUUGGACAGCUCCCUAUACGUGGCACUUGGUGCUCAAGUACUGGCAUACGAGGCAAACCCUACUGCAGCCAACUGCUCCGCGAGCCGAUUGGGGCCGGCGCUUCGAAGUGGCCGCCUCCGCCUUCACAAUGCCAAGAUCAGCAGAGGACAAGGGCACGAGAAGUUCGUGGGCUCGAUGCAUGCUUUGGACUUUGAACGAGCCGGAGAAGCUGGUUUGCCCCAAUACGACUCUGACAGGUUUGCAAACACAGUGCAGCUGGUCACGAUGAGCUGCGCUGACAUCAUUUUUCAGCAUGGGGCUCCGUACUAUAUGAAGAUCGAUGUAGAGGAUGCAACAAAGAUUUGCAUCGACUCUCUUGGCGGGGUUGCUGACAGCUUCAGGCCACAGCUAAUAUCAGCGGAGAUGGAGGACAGCUCUGUGCUGAUGCGUUUGGCAGCUCUCGGCUACCAAAGCUUCAAGAUUGUGCGCCAAUCGCCUCAUGGUUUUUUGAGGUCAACGUCCUCUGGUGAAUGCACCCUCCAUGGUGCAAAGCAGCUGAAGGAGAGUGCAACCGGCUUAUUCGGCGACUUUGCUACCGACUUGAUUGCAGGGGCGGAAUGGCACUCGUUCACCGAAGCUCUGGACCUGUACACCACCGUUGCAAAUCCGCACAUCAGAUCCGCCGUAGCUGCAUGGUUUCCAUCUGCAAAUGCCGAGUGGUUCGACGUACAUGCUCGACGCACUUCUCCGAAAAAAGACCUCGGUGGCAUCAAGCACUGGUGA